AUGGAGGCUCUCGUGACUUCAUCCGUCCACCCCAACCCUGCGCAGGACGCCGUGCUGGCGUCCGGCGCCGACGUGGCAGGCCUGCGCGCCUUGCUGGCGUGCGCCUACACCCGCCCCUUGCCCGAGCCGGCUCGCCCCUUCUCCCACUGGGAUGCGGUGCUGGCCGAGGCGCACUGGCUGGCCGUCGACUUCGCGCAGGAGCGGCUGUGGAAGGCCAGCACGGCGCUGGCCGUGGCCGCCGAGGUUGCCGGAAAGCGCGGCGAGUUUGGGCUGCGCCCGCCGCCGCCCGAGCACCGGGCCUUCCACGACGAGAUCGUCGCGGCGCGCGCGGCGGCGGUCGCCGCUGCGGCCGCCGUGGCGGGUAAGCGCCUGACGGCCGCCGCGCGUGCCGAGGCCGGCGCCGGCCUGGCCCUGGACCCCACAGCCGACCCCAUCUGGGCGGACCUGGCCCUGGAGGCCAUCCCCCCCACGCCCCCGGGCUUCGACUACGCGCUGGUGUACUCUGUGGAGCCGGAGCUGGCGCCUGCGCUGGAGGCGACCCUGGAGAGCCGGGAGCUGGAGCGCGCCAUCGAGGCGGACAUGGUGUGCCGCGGCUACCGCUACGAGCUGGACGCGGCGCUGAGGAGCCACUUUGCGGCGGUGGCGGAGGCCAGCAAGCGCGCCAUGCGCCUGGACGCCGACCUGGCCGAUGGGUGCCUGCUGGGCGACGCCGGCGACGGCGCCGAUCUGGCCGACGACGGCGACCCCUACGCCCAGAAAGGAAAGCGCGGCAAGGGCGGCCGCCGCGCCGGCUACCUCCUGGACGACUUUGCGGAGCUGGGCGACGCGGAGUUCGCGGAGCGCGCGCCGCCCAAGCGCGCCGCCUCGCGGCAGUACAUCGAGGACACGUACCUGCGCAAACGGCGGCGCGAGCGCUACCGCGACGUGGACGCCGACUACGACGCUGAGGACGAGCUGCUGCUGGCCACCGUGCACGAGUUUGGCCUGAACUGGACGCUGGUGUCGGAGGUGCUGAGCCUCAGCCUGGGCCUACAGGGCAUCCACCGCCCCGGGUCGCUGUGCAAGCAGCGCUUCCGGCACCUCACAGCCCAGGAAGGGCAGGACUACUCGGAGGAGAGGGCGCUGGCCGCUCUCAACCAGCAGCUGUCCAAGCAGCAGGCGCGGGAGCUGCUGGUGCAGUGCCUGCCUGUGCGCGACGACGUGCUGAUGCGGCUGCUGGAGGCCCUGGCCCAGAUUGGGGGCGGGGCCAAGUCGCGGCGCGCGGCGGAGGAGAAGCGUGCCGAGGCGGUGCGCACUCGACGCCAGGAGACGCACGCCUCGCACGCCUCGGUCAUGGGCCACGUGCUGGCGCAGACCGCGGGGCGGCGCCUGACGCCGCUGGAGCUGUCCUCCGCGGUGAACAACGCCUACCUGAACCAGGCCAAGCAGCAGGCCGCGCUGGCGGAGCAGGCCGCACAGGGCGCAAGCCGCGGCGGCAAUGCCCUCGUCCUCCAUGGGGUCGGGGGCCUCUGGGCCGGCGCCGGCAGCAUCACGCUGCAGCAGCUGAACCACAUCCUGGCCACCAACAAGCUGCCCAACGGACAGCCGCUGAGCAGCGACAUGCGGGACGCCAUUCAGAAGAAGCGGGACGCCUACCUGGCCCCGCUCCAGGCGCCUUUCUAUGGAGGGGGGACAGGGACAAUACCCAUGCCCGGUCCCCCCCUUGCCAGAGACGAGUGCAACUAA
Molecule: messenger RNA, 1725 nt
Organism: Auxenochlorella protothecoides
Lineage: Eukaryota; Viridiplantae; Chlorophyta; Trebouxiophyceae; Chlorellales; Chlorellaceae
Product: E1A-binding protein p400
Exons: 9
Coding region: 1-1725 (574 amino acids)
Cellular component (GO): NuA4 histone acetyltransferase complex
Source: RefSeq, a predicted model, not a curated record